Spizellomyces punctatus DAOM BR117 is the source of this 1018-nucleotide messenger RNA. RefSeq lists its product as uncharacterized. The record is from RefSeq and is a predicted model, not a curated record. Bases 78 to 941 code for a protein of 287 amino acids. The transcript has 6 exons. Gene Ontology annotation, biological process: intracellular protein transport; SNARE complex disassembly. NCBI's taxonomy places the organism in Eukaryota, Fungi, Chytridiomycota, Chytridiomycetes, Spizellomycetales, Spizellomycetaceae. Gene Ontology annotation, molecular function: syntaxin binding; soluble NSF attachment protein activity. Gene Ontology annotation, cellular component: vacuolar membrane; SNARE complex.
AGGACUACCCACUUACACAACACCACGGCAAUCCGUCUUCCCAUCGCACUCAUAACUCGACGCAACAUAGCUAGGGAAUGUCCAAUUUUGAACGCGAGGGCCGAACGCUCAUUACCGAGGCUGACAAGAAGGCUUCAUAUAAGGGAUGGUUCGGCAACAACAAGUUAGAUGAUGCCGCUGACUUGUACGGCAAAGCCGCUAAUGCUUUCAAAUUGGCAAAGAAAUGGAAGGAAGCUGGAGACGCCUUCAUAGCCCAAGCGAAUGUCCUGAAUCGAAUGAAUGAACGAGAUGAAGCAUCGUCAUCUUAUAUGAAUGCAGCAAAGUGCUUCAAAAAGAAUAGCCCUCAAGAUGCUGUAAAUGCCCUUCAACAGGCUGUAGAGAUUCUGACGGAGCGUGGCCGAUUUCAAGCUGCUGCAAACAACCAAAAGCAAAUAGCAGAGAUAUAUGAAACGGAUCUAGCUGAUUUCGAAAAGGCGAUGCAUGCGUACGAAAUGGCCGCUGAGUGGUACCAUGGGGAGGACUCAAAUGCUCAAGCAAAUGGGUGUCUACUAAAAGUCGGCACGUUUGCCGCGCAGAUUGAACAAUAUGACAAGGCUAUCGAGAAAUUCGAGCAAGUAGCCACCAACAGCAUGGACAACCAGUUGACGCGUUUUUCGCUGAGAGAGUACUUUUUGAAGGCUGGACUAUGCUAUUUGUGCACACAAGACUUUGUCAGGGCUCGACAAGCACUGGAACGAUACCAAAAUCUUGACGUAACAUUUGCGCAAACUCGAGAGUGCAAUUUCUUAAAGGCCCUGGUGGAGGCCCUUGAGGCGCAAGAUGUUCAAGCUUUCACGGAUGUUGUAGCGGACUGGGAUCGACUGACGAAACUUGACAGUUGGAAGACCACUCUCCUUUUGCGAGUGAAAAAGUCUCUUGGCGAAGAAAUGGAUUUUACGUGAUCAAAAUCUGCUCUAUAUCACAUUGCUUGGACAGCCAGUGUAAUGAAAUAUCAGCAUAUAUAUAAUAUUCUCUUGUC